Molecule: messenger RNA, 173 nt
Organism: Anopheles maculipalpis
Lineage: Eukaryota; Metazoa; Arthropoda; Insecta; Diptera; Culicidae
Gene: ND-MNLL
Product: NADH dehydrogenase [ubiquinone] 1 beta subcomplex subunit 1
Exons: 1
Coding region: 6-173 (55 amino acids)
Cellular component (GO): mitochondrion
Source: RefSeq, a predicted model, not a curated record
AAACGAUGUUCGGACUGACCCGUCAGUAUCUGUGGAGUGUGGUGCCGAUGUUCGGGUUCGGCAUCGGCUGGUUCCUGGACUGCAAGGAAACGGAACGGAUGACGAUGUUCCGCGACAAGAGUGCACUGUACGGCCGCACGCUGAAGGAGGGCGAAAAGCCAUCAUGGCCUUAG